AACCCCCUCCACUGCUCCACACAUCUCACAAGUCUCACAACUCCCAUCCCUUAUUUUUCUCUCUCUCUCCUCCCUCUUUCUCUGCACAAAUGUCCAGAAUUUCAAGCAACCAUCCAUGAAUUAUUUUCUUCUCUCCCAUCUCACUCCUCACUAACAAUCACCACCAAACACCUUUUUCUUCACAAAACUCGAUUCAUCCCAACAAAUAACAAUGGAGGAAGAAUUAAUCAAACGUAACACUGAUUGUGUCUAUUUCUUAGCCUCUCCUUUCACAUGCAAGAAGGGUGUAGAGUGUGAGUAUCGGCAUAGUGAUAUGGCGAGGUUGAACCCACGGGAUUGUUGGUAUUGGUUGUCUGGGAAUUGCCUCAAUCCGACUUGUGCGUUUCGCCACCCGCCCUUGGAACUACAUAACGAAGGAUCAACUGAAGCUGCUCCGGAUCUGCUGAAUCAGUCUUCCAUGCCUGCAACAAAGACCACAGUUCCAUGCUACUACUACUACCAGGGAUUUUGCAGCAAAGGUGACCAAUGUCCUUUUCGUCAUGAACCUGCUAAUGCUUUUGGUUGGAAAUCAAAGAUGGUCAAUGCAGUUGCUGAUGCACCAAUGGCUUCCUUCGAUUGUAAGGCAUCUGGGAGAGCUGAUGUAGCGCCUGUAGCUGCUGACAAGGAUUCAAUUCUAUCAGAAAUAGCAAUGACGGGCAACAGACUGCAGGUUGAGCAGAAACAACAGGCUCAACAAUCAGCUACUGAAUUUAUUCCAGAACCAAAUACAUCAGAACCAACCUAUAUUCAACAAUGUGAAGAGACAGCCGCUGUCAAAACAAUGUUCUUGCCUGCAGAAGGCUCCAUCAAAAGUGAGCGUGACCUUAGCUUUGAUUCUGACCAGAAUUCAGAGGAGCUAAUUGGUGGCAACAUGGUGCAAGAUGAGUUGUGGGAAUCAUCUCCAGGUUUUGACGUUCUUGUGGAUGGGCAGACUGAAGAUAUGGUUUAUGAGGAUGAUCCAGAUUGCUUACAUGCCCUUGAUGGGGAUGAUGGGGACUGUGAACGCCUGUUUAUUCCCCAUGGUGUUGCCCGUCAGACUCACUAUGAUGAAAGAGGGUUCUUUGACAAUGGCUUAUAUGAGCCAUCUGACUUUGUUGAAGAAAACCUGAGAAACGAUCUUCGUGAAUAUUCUUCGAGGCACACACGGGACAGAAAAGCAAGACGCCUUGUGGCACACACAAGAAAUUCUUUCUCUGUGGAAUCACCAGUUGGUGCGUGCUAUGAUGUAGAUCUACGUGAUUAUCUGCGGAAACGGAGGAUGGAUGAUGAUUAUAUGGAUACACGUGACUUGAGGCAUAACAUCUUGACUCACGUAGGAGAAGGGAGGCAGGAGAGGCUUCAAAGGCAUGCUUCACUUCGAAGAUUACCCGGAAGGAUAGCUUCAAAAGUGGAAAGAUAUGGUGCUAGAUUGCCUAGGAGAAGGAAUUAUGUAGUUGAUGCUGAACAGCGAGGCAGACCUAGGAACUCACAGCAUGAUGGGUACAGGCAGUAUAACGGGAUGCAAUCACGGCAAUAUAUGAGUGAACGAAGGUCAACCUCGAAGAGAGAGAGAUAUGCUGAGGAGUCCAAAUUUCACAGACCCAAGAGCUUUGCUGGGAUCAAAGAAGAUCGGACACCUGGUCAUUUCAACAAAAAUGGAUCGGUGGACUUCGAAGGUCCCAAACCUUUGAGUGAAAUCCUUAAAGACAAGAAGAAAACAUCCUCUUCUGCUGAUUCAUGAGCCAUUGACCUUUUUCUGUCAAUGAUAGGUGAGCUUGCUGAUCUGAAGGUUGUUAAGUUGACAAUGUCGGCUUCAAACUUCAAUAUCUGGAUUAGGAUUUCUUUUUGACAUUUCACUAUGGUAUGCUAUAUUCUGGCCAUGUCUCUAGCAAAUAGCUUACUCUUUUUUUCAGUCUUCUGUAUUUUGGGGUCUGGAGGUGUUUGUGGUUGCCUGUAUGUCUAUUUGGCAGCAUUUUUUUCGCCUCUUUUUCUACAGGUUCAGAUUUCUGAAUAUCCUUUACUCCAUUAGAUGCUUCACCAGCUUUGGCAGUCUCAUUACUUAUUUGUGGAGCUGCUUGGUUUGCUUAUAAGGUACAAUCCUGUAAAUAAGCUAAAGUCAGAGUUUUUCUUUUGCACUUAUGGAAGUGAGAAAAAUGAAUCACUUGGUGGUGGUUCUAUAUAUAAGGUACUUUUUACUG
Beta vulgaris subsp. vulgaris (sugar beet) is the source of this 2216-nucleotide messenger RNA. RefSeq names its product zinc finger CCCH domain-containing protein 32. Gene Ontology annotation, molecular function: metal ion binding. Bases 212 to 1759 code for a protein of 515 amino acids. NCBI's taxonomy places the organism in Eukaryota, Viridiplantae, Streptophyta, Magnoliopsida, Caryophyllales, Amaranthaceae. The record is from RefSeq and is a predicted model, not a curated record. The transcript is spliced from 3 exons.